AUGUGUUCGAGCAUGUGCUCGUGCAUCUCACCACUCACUUGCAGCCCACCUACCACGUUCGUCUCCACGGAGGCCGCAGGGUCCGCCUCGGGGCUGGUGCGACCACGCGCCAAGAUGUUAUUGCAAGAAUCAGCAGGACCAGCGCAGAAACAGCCCAAGACGGGGGAGGUGGAGGAUCUCAUCGACGACGCCUCGUCGAUUGGGGAGGCCCCCAGCAAGAACGACAAGAAUCCGACGAGGGACGCCUUGCUGGUGCAGCUCGGGGCCAGGGUCAGGAGGCUCGAGCACGCCGCCUUCAGCACCGCGACAGGGGCCAUAGGCAAGUCUUUCCAGGACUAUCUCAAGCAGCGCAAGAACGACCAGAACAAAUGCCAGGAGCUCGCGGGCCCCGCAUCCCAAGCCCUUUUUCGCAAGUCUAGCCGUGGUCGCCCGCUUCAAGUUCAAGAAUACUUCAGAUCCUCGCCCCUGGAAGUGGCAGCAUGGGUGCGACGGCUCGUGGCCCUCCCGACACACGAAAAGCCGAGCACGGAGCAAACGUCUCGCAUUACGCCCGCGCUGCACGGCAACAUCUUGCUCCCGUGCGAGGACGAGGUCGCGGCAGAGCUCGAGCAGAAGCUAAAGGACGCGGUAGAAGAGGGGGGCACUGGGAGGGGCAAGAUGCGCAGGAUGAAGGAAGUCAUGGACCUCUCAGCGCUGCUCAGAAGGCGCGAGUCCGAGGGGGCAGGCGGCGAGCUUUCGGACGCUCUUCCGUUUGGCAAGAAGGCCGGAGGAGUGGCCCAGUUGGCCGACGACGCAGAUGACGCGUUCCAGGCGGUCGAAUGGGCCCUCCGGUCCAAGGACCUUCAGCACGCCAUCGACGUCUGUGUGAAGAUGGCGUACCAGCGCGCGCAGCAGCUGAGGGACCUAGCGGCCUCGGGGUGGCCCAGCGCGGCGCCCCCCGCGAAGUCGGCCGCGGUUGAGGCGGGACGCGCAGCAGACAAGCAGUACCCCGAAGCGGUCUUGAUCGCGGAGGUGAAACCGUUCUUGGGCCCACCACAUUUGCACAUCGCGCGAGCCGCUUUCAAGUCUCUGGCGGAGUCGGACACCAUUCGGACACAGGUGCCAGAGGCGCACAGCCUCCUGUGUAAAUGCUACGAGCAGCUCAUCUUGAAGUCGGGAGCGAAGGCGCUUGGCUUGAUGAGGCGCCGCUUCCGUCUCAACAAGGUGCUGCAAGGCAGAUUGCACCAUAUUGCAGUUCUCGGCAGCGGAUCAGAUCACGCCGCGCGGCAGGAGAUCAGCGUGGCCCACCAUAUGACCAGCUACAGCAGUUGCUUCGUGGCCCGCGACCUUCCACAUCUUGACGUGGGGCGCGUCAGUGCGAUCGCCUCGGGCCUCGCAGCGGCUUCCAUGGGGCCUCGGGUUGUCGGCUGCGUGCCGGCCGUGGCCGUGCGGCCUCCGUGGCCGCGCCAGGCGGGGGGGGACGCUCGGCCGAGCGGCAGGGGCUCGGGCGCUCGUGGCAGCAGGCAGGGGCGGGUCGGCAGAUUCUACGGCUCCCCAUCGCGGAAAGAGAGCCCGCGGCGCGGCAUGCGCUCCCCGCUCGAGGGCGGCAGCCCGGAGCUUUGGGCUCGCGCCGCGGUGCGCAGGCCAGCUCGGCACUCGGUCUUCGGCAGUGCUCCAAUGCUCUGGCAGCACCUUGCCCUCUUGCUCUUGACUGCCGGCGGGCGGUCACGCGACCAGCGAGGUGCCCUGCGCGACGGCGAGGCCCUGCGAGGCAACGCCGCCGCCCCGCAGGGCCUCGCCGUCCCCGGGGGCCCCCCCCGCGUGCGCCAGGAGCCCGGCGAGCUCCGGCCGCAGGCCGCGCGGCCGCAGCGCCGGGCGCCGCGGAGGCGCAAAGCGGACAUCGACCCGAAAUACCUGCUGUGCGGCGAGGGGGAUGGCGCGUUUUUCCUUGGCUUUGUCACGGGAGCCGCCGCCGUCCAUCGCGGGGACCCCAGCGGCGUGAUCGGCUGGAAGGUGCUUCUCGCGGUGCCCGAGGGCAAACGCGUCUUCGCCGACGGCUCGCGCAUCCACUCCGACUUCCCGCAGCUGUGCUCCGGCGACGCAGGCGGCCCAGCCGCUCUGGCCCGCGCCCGCCCCGCGGAGGUGCUCGAGAGGUGCCCGCUGCUUCGCCCCGCUCCCCCCCAGUUUAUCGCCCCUCCCCCCCUGACGCACCUCACCGUGCGCAGCCAAGGAGUCCUCGCGGUCCAGCGGGUCGCCUCGAUGCCGGAGCCGCCGCCGACGUUCGCGCUGAUUCUGCUGGCGCCGGAACACCGCGACCAAGCGGAGAUGGCGCCCCGCGCUCGCCAGGCCCGCAGCAGCCUGUUCGCCUACGCGGCCCUGGCCGCGCUCGCCGCCCAGCUGCUCGUGGAGCUGCACGUCGCCGACUUUGCCGACGGCGAGGCGCUCGCCGCGUUCGCGGUCCCCGGGGCGCCCGCCGUCAGCACGCAGGUCGAGGCCGCCACCGCCGGCCAGCUCACGCGCCGGGCGCCGUCGGCCUUCGAGAUGGCCGCCGGGCGCGCCGCGGGCGGCGCCACCGCCCGCGCGGCCGCCGCGCCGGCCGUGAGCGUCGUUUCGAAGGUCGUCAACGCGAUGGGCGCAGGUGCGGUGGCCUCUGUCAUCCAGGCAGCGCUCUCGGCGGUAGGCGAGCCCAUCGUGAACCGCGUGUUGGUGAAGCGCAUGAAGAUCAUGGAGGCCAUCAACGACGUGAGCGCUGCACAGAUGCUCAACUUCUUCAAGACGACGCUCGCCACCAACUUCUUGAAGUUCCCGUUCUUCGAGGCCAUCAACGCUUUCUGCGGCGCGUUCCCGAUCAGCCCCACCUACCGUGGGAUCUUCACAGGCUUUGUCUUCACCACGGCCACCCUGCCAGUGACGAACUACAGGUACCGCAAGUCGAUGGAGCUCGAGGUGAAUUGGGGCAACAUUUACGAGGCAUACCCGCCCACUGUCAUCCGCGACAUCGUGUAUGGCAUCGCGCGCAACUACUGCACCAUUGGCGUGCUCGCCCUCAAUUCCACUUGGACGGCUGCCUCGCCCGAGGUGCUCUUCAUCGUGGUGAUCCUCGGCUGCCUGAUCUCGGCACCUUUCAACGAGUGGCGGGGAUUCCUCCUGCAGUCCAAGGGCCAGGAGCUCACCUUCAAGGAAUUCUUCAAGCCGUCCAACUUCGUCCGGUCGACGUCGCUCGGUGCCAUCAAGCAGGGGUUGGCCCUCGCGCUGGGCUACUGGGCCGCGCCUCCGGCGACCAAGUUCGUCAAGGGACUCAUCAUGGCCGCCAAGGGCGCUUGAGGCAGCAGCGAGGAGGCGCUCCAGUGUCGUCGCUGAGCGAAAUGCAGCUAGAGGCAGCAGGAUGUUUUGAUUUUCCAGACAUCUUCCGCAUCACUGCGGAGGGAUAAUUCGUGUAUUUAUGAAUGUCUAUACAUAUCGCAAUGUGAUUGGCGCUUCGCGUUUCCCCACCAGACCCUGCAGCAACAGUGCCCAUGUGAGUUGCAUCGAUCAGGGAGGUGUGGGAGCACGCAGUGGACAAAUAGAAAGGACUUGCAGAAUCCAUGUGGGCAGCACUUGUUUCUACCGCGCCGAGAUGCGCCAGGGGGCACGGUGGCGGAUUCGCGCGCCGGAGCUUGACAUGACAACUCUCGCGGAGCGCAGCAACAGAAAGACGUGGAUGAAUCUUGUAACAGCGGUCUCUGCUCCAGCGCUUCGUGAGACGCCCGCUGACGCUCGGGACGUCCUGAGCACAUCUUUUCGGGCAUCAUCGACGCUAAAUUUGGUCGUCUCUCUCGCCUUCUCUCUCUCUCUCUCUCCCUGUCUCUCUCUCUCUCUGUUUACGUUUCGCUCUCUCUCUCUCUCUCUCUCUCUCUUUCUCUCUCUCUCUCUCGCUUCCCCUGUCUGCAACGUGUUCACUCCUGGUCAGCUAUGCCCGUGGUCAGUUCACGCCGCUGGCCAGAUGCAGGGUCGCAGCAGGGCGUUGGGCUGAGCCACGGCCCGCCGGCGGCGUCGCUGGCGCGGUGCAGAGACAGCGCCGCCCCGAGCCAUGGAAAGCAGAC
This is a messenger RNA of Prorocentrum cordatum, 4061 nucleotides long. The record is from the annotation of a GenBank genome assembly. NCBI's taxonomy places the organism in Eukaryota, Dinophyceae, Prorocentrales, Prorocentraceae.